CGCUCGCGCAGGCUGUCAGCAGGCUGGCCGACAGGAGCCGUUUGCCGCCGCCGCCGCCGCUGGCUCUGACUGCACGCUGUGUGUGCGUGUGUGUGUGUGUGUGCGUGUGUGUGUCCUGUCCGGAUACGAGCUGACAGGAGAGCGGACUUAUCCUUUGAGAAAUAGAAAAUAAGAGCAGCAAAACAACAGAAACAACAACAGAAAGUGCCUUCGGAGGUUUGGUUUCCAGCAGCGGGAGCCGUGUCUGUGUGCCGGCCGUCUUCCCCCCGGUGAGCGGCGGACACUCGUGACGCUCCGCUGAGCCGAGCUGGAUCGGACUGCAUGAGGAGGCCAAGUGACGGGACCCCAGUCCUGACCUAGAACCCCCCUCCCCCUCCCACCUCCACCCAGGACCCCCCACAGACAUGAGGUCGUUCCGAUCGUUUGCAAAUGACGACCGCCAUGUCAUGGCCAAGCACGCCGGUGUCUACCCGUCACCGGAGGAGUUGGAGGCGGUCCAGACGCUGGUGUCCACCGUGGAGGGAGCCCUGAAGAAAGUCUCUGAUUGGAUGGACGGACUCGAUAAACCCUCAGGGAAGACCUCAGCCAGUAACGACACGGGUGACAGUACAGCGGGAGACACCUCUGACACAAAGCCGGAUGGUGUGUCGGUGCUGUGCGGGGUGAUGCGCGUUGGCCUGCUGGCCAAGGGCCUGCUGAUCAAAGGCGACAUGGAUCUGGAACUGGUGCUGAUGUGCAGGGAGAAGCCCACCAAACUGCUGCUGUACACAAUCAGCGCCAACCUCCCCCUGCAGAUCCAGACAAUGACGGAGGACAAGUACGAGGUGCAGUCGUGUGUGCCCGAGGCGGCCAUCCGGGUCUUCAACACCAAAGACCCCAAGCUCACGUUGAGGAUCACCCUCUCCUCCUUAGCCAUGAGGGAGGAGCACAACACCACAGAAGAAGAGGAGGCUGCACAGAAGGAGGGGCAGGAGGGGCAGGAGAGGGAGGAGGACCAGAAGGAGGACGAUGAGAAUGUUCUGGACAGGCAGAGGUGCCAGGCUGCCCUGGCAGCGCUCCGACAUGCCAAGUGGUUCCAGGCCAGAGUCACAGAUCUGAAGUCCUGCGUCAUCGUCAUGCGGAUUCUCAGAGACAUUUGCAACAGACUGCCUGUGUGGCAGCCGCUCAAAGGAUGGCCUCUGGAGCUGAUCUGUGAGAAGGCCAUCGCCACCUGUAACCGGCCGCUGGGGCCUGGAGAAGCUCUUCGCCGCGUCAUGGAGUGUAUCGCCUCAGGGAUCCUCCUGCCUGGUGGUGCGGGACUCCACGACCCCUGUGAGCGAGAGCCGACAGACACCCUGUCAGCCCUGAGCGCCCAGCAGGCCGACGCCGUCACACACAGCGCACAGCAUGCGUUACGCCUCCUAGCCUUUGGACAGCUUUACAAGGUCUUGAAUAUGGAUCCUCUCCCCGCCAGCAAACCUUCACCAAGGCUGUUAGAAGGAAGCUGUCAGAAGAGGCUCAGGGAGGAUGGAGGGCCAGAUGACAGAGACUUCAUCAAGAGGAUGAAAGUCCUGGACUGGAGAAUGACAGACCCCAACCACCCCAUGAACGCUCUGAUGCGGCUGAACCAGAUCCACCCCGGCCUGCAGUAUCGCCUGCUGUCCCAGUCCGGCCCGGUCCACGCUCCGGUCUUCACCAUGUCCGUGGAGAUCCAGGGAACCACGUACCAGGCCACCGGAAACUCCAAGAGAACCGCCAAGCUGCAAGUAGCACUCAAGGCGCUGCAGGCUCUGGGUUUCGUGGUCGGCAGCGAUGGAGACCUGGACUCUCUGAGCGCCGACGAGAGGUCGGACGGAGAGGGAAAGAACGACAGGAUGUCGACCAGCUCCAGCUCCGUGGCCUCCUCCACAGACACACAGGAGUCCAGAGCUCCCGGUCCCAUCCUGACGGCGGGGGGGAAGAACCCCGUCAUGGAGCUGAAUGAGAAACGCCGCGGCCUCAAAUACGAGCUGAUAUCAGAGAGCGGCAGCAGCUACGACAAACGCUUCAUCAUCGAGGUGGAGGUGGACAAGCAGGUGUUUCGAGGGACGGGACCGAAUAAGAAAGUGGCCAAGGCGAGCGCUGCGCUGGCCGCUCUCAACAGCCUGUUUUCUGGCUCCAAAUCUACGACCAGCAAGAAGAAACGGCCCAAUCCUCCUCCGAAGCGGCCGGUGGCCUCGGUGCUGACCCUGCCCGCCCACGCCGCCAGACCUCGGGCGGUGCCGGUGAUCCCCAGGGCGCCGUACAUCAGUACCCCGCCCACACACGGAUACAUCCCCCCAGGUUUCGGUGCUCCUUACGGCUACGGCCCUGCAGGCGCGCUGCCUGCCUACGGUUUUCCUUCCAGAUUGCCCUCAGUAGUUGUCCCAGUCAUGAGAGUCCCCACCGCAUAUCCCGUCACCCACCUGUACCCCUAUUAGGACCUCCACCCUCCCACCACCACCCCCACCCUCCCUGCCCUUCCACCAACACCUCAUCCACCUCAGAGGAAAUAGUUUAUUCAAAGAAAACCGCGACUUUGACCGUGUGUUCACGCCACGAGCAGCUGGCAUCGGGAAACUGGACGCCACGAGUCCGUUUGUUUCUGCGACUCGAGAAUUUUUCGUCAGUGCAGCCGGCUGGUGUCCCUGUUUAUCGGCGCAGAGUUGAGCAGAAUCGCCGUCACCGUCAAAUUGUUGUUCCUGCUUUUCAGCGUGUCCCUCCUUCGACGCCCAUUGGCACGGCAGCGUGGUUGCUUCCUGUGCGAACGCAGCUGGACAAACAAGCUCUUUGAUCAAAUAAAAACUCUUCGACUAAAAGACUGAAGUUUAACCGGGGCGACUUUGGCGUUUCUCAAGCCGCCGUGCUGCAGAGCCAGCGUGCACCGUCCCACUGAGCGUCAGCGAGCUCUGCAGCAGCCUCAACAAAUACCGGACACGCAGACGAGACACCGCUGCGUAUGGUUUGGUCUUGAAAAGAUAAUUUGAUCAAAGAGCUUGAUUGCCAGAGAGCUGAUUUAGUCUUUUACCAAUCACUCAUGGAUGUGAAGGUUUUUCAUGGUUCAUUUCUCCUGUUUUCUAUGAUGUUCAGUUCCUUUGGAGAGCAACUUGGUUUACAAUGUUGGUUUGCACUGAGAAAACUUUUCCUUUCUUUUUUGGAUAUGGAUUGUCCAAGGCUACUCUGUUGUGGAGGUAUGAGCCAUUUUUUGUGUUUAGCUGAAAAUAAAUUCUUUUGAGAAUGAUUUUAUUUUGACCUCUGUUUGUAGGAAAUAUUCUUUUGAAAUAAAUGAAUAUUUUUUUGU
Molecule: messenger RNA, 3298 nt
Organism: Myripristis murdjan (pinecone soldierfish)
Lineage: Eukaryota; Metazoa; Chordata; Actinopteri; Holocentriformes; Holocentridae
Product: spermatid perinuclear RNA-binding protein-like
Exons: 18
Coding region: 405-2438 (677 amino acids)
Cellular component (GO): precatalytic spliceosome
Molecular function (GO): double-stranded RNA binding; single-stranded RNA binding
Source: RefSeq, a predicted model, not a curated record